AUGGCCGACGCUCUCUCGCUGAUUCCGGCAGCCGUGCUUCGCAACCUUGCUGACAAGCUCUACGAGAAGCGUAAAAAUGCUGCACUUGAUAUUGAGGGGAUAGUGAAGCAGCUAGCUAGUGCUGGAGAUCAUGAUAAAAUAACGGCUGUGAUCAAUUUGUUGACUACAGAAUUUACUUAUUCACCACAAGCCAAUCAUCGGAAGGGAGGAUUGAUAGGAUUAGCAGCAGCAACUGUUGGGUUGAGUUCUGAAGCAGCUCAGCAUCUUGAGCAAAUUGUGCCCCCUGUGUUAAAUUCUUUCUCUGACCAAGAUAGCAGAGUUCGAUAUUAUGCUUGUGAAGCACUAUACAAUAUUGCCAAGGUUGUGAGAGGGGAUUUUAUUAUUUUCUUCAAUCAGAUCUUUGAUGCCCUAUGCAAGCUUUCUGCAGACUCAGAUGCCAACGUACAAAGUGCUGCUCACCUCUUAGACAGGCUUGUGAAGGAUAUUGUGACUGAAAGUGAUCAGUUCAGUAUUGAAGAAUUUAUACCACUGUUGAGGGAGCGGAUGAAUGUUUUGAAUCCAUAUGUCCGCCAGUUUUUGGUAGGAUGGAUUACUGUAUUGGACAGUGUCCCGGAUAUUGACAUGCUGGGGUUUCUUCCUGAUUUCCUUGAUGGCUUGUUUAAUAUGUUGAGUGAUUCAAGUCAUGAAAUACGUCAACAAGCUGAUUCAGCACUUUCAGAGUUUCUUCAAGAGAUUAAAAAUUCCCCAUCUGUAGAUUAUGGUCGCAUGGCUGAAAUCCUGGUACAGAGGGCUGGUUCUCAAGAUGAAUUUACUAGGCUAACAGCUAUCACAUGGAUAAAUGAAUUUGUCAAGCUUGGUGGGGACCAGCUUGUUCCAUACUAUGCUGAUAUUCUUGGAGCCAUUUUACCUUGUAUAUCAGAUAAAGAAGAGAAAAUAAGAGUUGUUGCUCGUGAAACCAAUGAAGAGCUACAGGCCCUGAAAGCAGAUCCAGCUGAAGCAUUUGAUGUAGGAGCUAUCCUCUCCAUUGCCAGGAGGGAAUUAUCUAGUGAAUGGGAGGGCACUCGAAUUGAAGCUUUGCACUGGUUGUCAACCCUUUUAAACAAAUAUCGUAAUGAGGUUUUACAAUAUCUGAAUGACAUAUUUGACACCUUGCUCAAGGCACUUUCAGAUCCAUCUGAUCAGGUUGUUCUUCUAGUUCUUGAUGUUCAUGCAUGCAUCGCAAAAGAUCCUCAGCAUUUUCGGCAGCUUGUUGUUUUCCUGAUGCACAAUUUCCGGGUAGACAAUUCCCUUUUGGAGAAACGGGGUGCUUUGAUAAUUCGCCGGCUUUGUGUGCUUUUGAACGCCGAGAGAGUCUACCGGGAACUUUCAACUAUACUAGAAGGGGAGUCUGACUUGGAUUUUGCUUCAAUUAUGGUCCAGGCAUUAAAUUUGAUAUUACUUACAUCAUCAGAACUAUCUGAGAUUAGAUACCUUUUGAAGCAAACGCUGGUCAAUCCUGCUGGGAAGGAUUUAUAUGUUUCUUUAUAUGCCUCCUGGUGUCAUUCUCCAAUGGCAAUUAUAAGUCUCUGCUUAUUAGCUCAGACUUACCAACAUGCCAGUGCUGUGAUCCAAUCUCUGGUUGAAGAGGAUGUUAACGUCAAAUUCCUAGUCCAGCUUGAUAAAUUGAUUCGCUUGCUGGAAACUCCAAUAUUUGCUUAUCUAAGAUUGCAGCUUCUCGAACCUGGACGAUAUCCAUGGCUGUUUAAAGCGUUGUAUGGUCUUCUGAUGUUGCUUCCUCAGCAAAGUGCCGCCUUCAAGAUUCUCAAAACUCGCUUAAAAGCCGUGCCCUCGUAUUCCUUCAAUGGUGAGCAAUUGAAGAAAACAUCCUCAGGGAAUACAUAUCAAUUUCUCCAUCAAAUGUCUGGUGGAUCUCAAAUCAGUGAGGAUGGUGACAUAGUCAUGGAUCGUGGGAACUCGGUCAAUGGGAUAAAUUUUGUUGCAAGGCUACAACAGUUUCAGCAAAUGCAGCACCAGCAUCGUGUGCAUUUGAAAACACAGGCACAGACGCGUAAAAAUUCCUCUUCCUCGUCAAAGGAGGCAGAGAGGCAGGAAGAACCAAAGCGACUUCAAUCGAGUGAGGUUAAUGUUGUUGCUCCUUCAAGAUCAUCUAAAAGAGCCCAGGGUAGCUAG
This is a messenger RNA of Sphenostylis stenocarpa, 2169 nucleotides long. The record is from the annotation of a GenBank genome assembly. Lineage: Eukaryota; Viridiplantae; Streptophyta; Magnoliopsida; Fabales; Fabaceae.